This is a messenger RNA of Phascolarctos cinereus (koala), 5192 nucleotides long. RefSeq names its product DEAD-box helicase 43 (gene DDX43). Lineage: Eukaryota; Metazoa; Chordata; Mammalia; Diprotodontia; Phascolarctidae. The record is from RefSeq and is a predicted model, not a curated record. Gene Ontology annotation, molecular function: RNA binding; RNA helicase activity; ATP binding.
CAGGCCUCAGAGGGGCGGAGGCAGGUCUCGGGUAUGUAAACGCUGGCCUCGUGUAGGCGAGGCUGGGCCCAGUUCGCUGCUGGACAGAGCUUUGGUUGUCCCGGCUCUUCCACCUCUGGGGAGGCUCCUACCAUCGAGGACAGGAGAAACCCGACGCCUUCCCCCCUAACUUCUCCACCUCCUGACCUACCCCGCCGCCCCCCGCCCCGCCCCCGCAAUGUCCACCAAAGAAACUCGCAGCAACUGCGCCUCCCGCACCUCCAGUGCUGCCUCUCGCGGUCAGGCCCCUGACAAGAAAACGCCCACAGCGCCCCCUCGGGCGGCGGGCGGCAGUGCAAGGGGGCGGGGAGGCGGCGGCGGCCGCAGCCGCGGAGGCUCCCGGCCCUCGGGAUCCCUGGAGUACCGGGCCCGGGGCUCCUGCUACAGGGAAGCGCCGCUCUGUUUUAAACUCGACAGCUCCGUCGUAGGGGCGGUCAUAGGUCGGGGUGGAGCAAAAAUAAAAGAAAUUCAAGACUCAACGGGUUCUAAAAUUCAGAUAAUAAAAGGGACUCUCGAGUCAGAAACCAGAAUAUAUGGCAACAAGGAGAACCAGAAAUCAGCUAAGUUAAUGAUAGAAGAAAUAGUAAAAAAAACAGAAAAGUAUUCCAAAGAGGACAGCAAAACUGGAAACACUUUGAAAUCAUCCUGUAAUGAAAAUGGCCCAGAGAAAAAAGUGCCAGUGAUUGAUUGGGAGGCUAUUAAACAGGACCACCUCCACUAUAUUAAAACAAAGUGGGACGGUCUUCCUCCAAUUAAGAAAGAUUUCUACAUAGAAUCUUCAAAGACAAAAUUAAUGUCACAAACACAAGUAGAUAAGUGGAGGGAAGAAAACAAUAAUAUAAUGUGUGAUGACUUAAGAGAAAAUGAAAAACGUGUAAUUCCCAAUCCAGUAUGUGCAUUUGAAGAUGCAUUUGAUCAUUAUCCUGAUGUUAUGGCUAAUAUAAAGAAAGUAGGUUUCACAAGACCUACACCUAUACAGUCACAAGCAUGGCCAAUAAUAUUAAAAGGAAUUGAUCUAAUUGGCAUUGCCCAAACUGGCACAGGAAAGACCUUGGCCUAUUUAAUGCCAGGAUUUAUUCAUCUUGACCUGCAACCAGAAACCAGGGAGAAAAGGGAUGGUCCCGGAAUGCUUGUGCUGACACCAACCAGAGAACUGGCUCUACAAGUCGAGAGUGAAUGUAAAAAAUAUACCUAUAAAGGGAUUAAAAGCAUUUGUAUAUAUGGUGGUGGAGACAGAAGAGGUCAGAUUGAACAUGUUACUAAGGGUGUAGAUAUUGUUAUUGCUACCCCUGGUAGACUCAAUGAUCUUCAAAUGAAUGAAUUCAUCAACCUGAAUAGCAUCACGUAUUUGGUUCUAGAUGAGGCUGAUAAAAUGUUAGAUAUGGGAUUUGAACCUCAAAUAAUGAAGAUUUUAUUAGAUGUACGGCCAGAUAGACAAACUAUUAUGACCAGUGCUACUUGGCCUGAUGCUGUACGUCGCCUUUCACAAAAAUAUUUGAACGAUCCAAUGAUUGUUUAUGUUGGAACCCUGGAUCUUGCCGCUGUGAAUACCGUAAAACAGAAAAUAAUCAUAACCACAGAACAAGAGAAGCCUUCUCUUAUAUAUUCCUUCAUUGAGUCAAUGAAGCCUGAAGAUAAAGCAAUUAUUUUUGUAGGGAGAAAACUUACUGCUGAUGACAUAUCCAGUGACCUGAGCAUUAAGGGUUUGCCCGUACAGUCAUUACAUGGUAAUCGAGAACAAAGUGAUCGUGAACGAGCACUGAACGAGUUUAAAACAGGAAUAGUAAGAAUAUUGAUAGCUACAGAUCUGGCAUCGCGAGGUCUUGAUGUCUUAGACAUCACCCAUGUUUUUAACUUCGAUUUUCCUCGGAACCUUGAGGAGUAUGUCCAUAGAGUAGGACGUACUGGAAGAGCUGGGCAUACAGGGGAAUCAAUUACCCUACUUACUAGGAACGACUGGAAAAUAGCUGGUGAAUUAAUCAGUAUUUUGGAGAGAGCCAACCAGGAAAUUCCAGAUGAGCUUAAAUUAAUGGCUGAACGAUAUAAACAACACAAACAGAAAAAAGAUGAAGAGAGAAACUUGGCAAGAACUUGUGGAAGGACAAGAAACAUUUAUUGAUCCUGGAAGCAUGUACAGUCCAGGGAACAACUUACUUUUGGGGUUGUUGCCUUUCAACUUAGCAAAAGCUGAACAAUUAGCAUCGGAAGAAAGACGAUUCUGGGGUUUGGAGUUUGGUUUUUUUGGUUUCUUUACUUUUUUAAAAAAAUAUUGUCAGGAAACAAGAGUACUACAAAUUUCUGAUUGAACAUUGAAAGUUCAGAUCUGAAUGGAAGUAGAGAAAAUCUGACUUGCAUAUGAAGGGACAGUUCAGUGGUCAAUAUAUGUUUAAAAAGAUCAUCUUGGAACAUCUUAGAACAUUUUUGUACUUUGUUUAAUAAAAUCAAAAGCAUUUUUAAAAUGUUUGGGCUCUUUGAAAUCUUUCCUUCUCCUGAUUCCUUUCUCCUUGUCCUCCCUCCAAAAUAACAAAACUAUCUUGCAUAAUUAGAAUACAUAUGCUAAAAACAUUAGAACUUUGCCUUCCUUCUCAUGAUGCAUCUUUAUUUCUGUUAGCCUGUUCCAGCGUGGCUGGAUCUGUGGCUUUUGUUUUUACCAAAGGGCCUUCCCAGGGCUUUAGAAGUAGUUUCUAGAUUAGGUCUACCUCAAGUGACCACCUCUUCCUUUGUCUAGACUUCCCUAGGCUGUACUUUUGCUCCUGCAGGGAAUCAUGCCUCCUGGGCCUCACAGGACACCUUAUCACUUGCCACAAGGUGUUAGACCCUUAACAAUCUUAAUGACCUUCCUCCCUCAAUAGACUUCUCUGCAGCCACUGAUAAUAUUCCUGAACUCAUUUCCCAAUGGUUAGUGUACUCCCGUCCCAUCAUACUGUUCCCCAUCCUAGUGAUUCUGAACUUGAAGUUUUCAUGAUACAAAUCCCAUUCUUCAUCCUUUGCUGUCCCCUCAAGCCUAACCACCUUAUACCAUGACCCACUCCAAAUCUACCCACACCUUCCACUGUGCUCUCUAGAAUUAGAAUUCCAUAAUUAACAAACUUGAUUUCGUCUUAAACAUUUUCCUUUCUCACUCAUUCCAUUUUCUUGCACUCAGAACUGCUCAUUCCUGAUUUGUUGUAUCCUUGGCCAUCCUUUUCAGUACCCAUUGUGCUUUUAUUCUGCACACACACACAUACUGGUUGUGGAGAGAGAGUCAGAAUAAUCCAUGCUCCUUUUUGCUACUUUGGGACUUUCGCUUACUCAGUAAACUUUCCUCUGAGGUUCAGAUCAUUCCAUAUUUAUCCCCAAUCAAGACUGUGGUAGCCAUUAUCUACGGACAUUCAAUACAUUUAGGCACUUAUCUUCUUUCCUCAAUGGGCUCACAGUCUUCUUUAUUGCCCUCAUACUGGGGGACUUCAACAUACAUAUUGUUAUUCCCUUGAACACUCUCAAUUUCCUGGUUCCUUAAUUUGCCUAUUUCCCAUCACCGACCUCACCUAUACACAAAGAUGAUCAUACCCUUGAUUUAGCCACAAAUGUCCCACUUGCAUGUUUGUGAACUCUCAAAUUCCUUUAUCUGGUCAUAAUCUUUUACCAUUCCAUCUUCACCUAUGUCUUAGAUCCCUAACCCUAAUCUUCCCUCUUAAUAUGACCUCCAAUCUCUCCACCCCUUGGUUCUUUUCUAGGCCAUCACCCCUGCACUGGCUUCACUCUUUCCCCCCACCUUGACCACUUGGUAAACCAGUUCAAUUCUACACUGUCCUCUAUCCAGGAGUCCCUCGGCCCCUAUGUCAUCAAUUAUGCCUUGCAAGGCCCUAACUUUGGAUUACUCCCAUCUGCUGCCUUCUCUCCUAUUCAUAUGCUGCUGAACAGAGCUAGAGAAAGUCAUAAAAACCAUAUUGAUUAGGUCCAAAUUUGUCUAAUCUGAACUGAGCCAUCACUGAAUAAAGGCAAAUAUUCUAUUCCUCUCUAAUCAAUUCAUUAUCUCCACAGCACCUGUUCCAAACAUUGUCUCUCUUUCAACCUUACCUUCUGCCCCUCAACCCCCUUAGCUAAAAAUCUUGCUUCAAACUUCACUGAAAAAAUUUAGGUCAUUGGCUGUACAAGUGUCAUCACCCUCUUCUCCUUGAUACUCUUUUCUGUAGUUUUUAAUACCACUGCUCUCUCCUGGUUCUCCUACCCAUAUGAUCACUCCUCAGUCUCCUUUCCUGGAUCUUCAUCUAGAACACACCUACUAAUUAUGGAUGAUCCCAGGGCUCUAUCCUAAGACUUCUCUUCUCCCUCCAUAGUAAUUCACUUGGUGAUCUUAGUUUGAUUUAAUUAUCAUGUCUAUGCUGAUGAUUCCCAGAUCUAUUUAUCUACCCCAUCCUCUCUCCUGACCUCCAGUCUCCUAUCUCCAGCUACCUCUUGGACAUUUCAGACUAUAUGUCCUGUAGAAAUCUUAAGCUCAACGUGCCCAAAACUGAACAUAUCUUACUCCCCCCAACCCUCCCCUCUUCCUAACUUCCUUAUUACUGUAGGAUACCACCAUUCUCUCAGUCACACAGGAUUAUACUCCCAGUGUCAUCCUCAACUCUCCACUUCCUCUCACCAUUCAUAUUCAAUCUAUUGCCAAGUCCUGUUGAUUCCCCUUUUGCAACAUUUCUCCUAUAUAUCCCCUUCUCUCCUCUGACACAACAGCAACCUUGGUGCAGGCCUUCACAUCACAUCUAGACGUUGCAAUAUCCUUCCGGUGGGUCUCCGUGCCUCAUCUCUCCCUACUCCAUUCCAUCCUCCCCUCACCUACCAAAUGAUUAUCCUGAAGCACAGGUCUGACGGUAUUAUCCCUCCCCUCAUAGUCAGUAAAAUCCAGUGGCUCCCUGUUAUCUCCUGAACAAAAUAUAAAAGCCUCUGCAUGCCUUUUAAAGCCCUUCACAACUUGGUCCCUUCCUACCUUUCCAGUCUUCUUACACUUGACUCCUCUCCAUAUAUUCAGAUUCAGUGACAAUAGCCUCAUUAUCACUCAAUUACAAACCUUUGAUCUCCUGACUGUCUUUUCAUUGGCUCUCCCUCAUACCUGGAAUGCCCUCCUAACCUCAUUUUCAUCUUCUGCCUUUUCUAGCUUCUUUCAAGCCUUUCUCAUU